Messenger RNA from Suillus subalutaceus, 1146 nucleotides. RefSeq lists its product as uncharacterized. The record is from RefSeq and is a predicted model, not a curated record. Lineage: Eukaryota; Fungi; Basidiomycota; Agaricomycetes; Boletales; Suillaceae. The transcript is spliced from 6 exons. The coding region runs from base 76 to 1146 and encodes 356 amino acids.
CUUGUUCGAGGUCAUCAUUUACAUAGAUCACAUUGGUGAUGUGCAUGUUUCCCACUGUUUUCAUCUCAUCUGCCAAUGCCGAGUCUUUUUCUCCUUCCAAGUGGACCUGACACUCGGACGCACUGGCAGUUGGUCGUACGGUUGGAAGUAAGAACCAAGACUUAUACGCUCUCCUGCAGGAUAGGGGCUUUGAAAUUUUGCCUUAGCCCCAGUUUCUGUUUCUCUAUUCUUCGGUGUACGUCUGUAUGUAAAGGCCUUCGUGAGACAUACUUGUCAUCUUCUGAGCUUCAGUACAUUGUUAAACUCGGUGGUCAACGACUGCUCCCUGUCGGCCUCGGAGCUUACAACUACACUCCCAUUUCAGAGCGCCUACGACUCCUGAGGGACAAGGCUCACGCAUGGUUUAAGUUUGACACUCGACCCGUCCAAACAGCCGUUGUACCAGAAACGUUUGUAGAUGCGAAACAUUUGUCUCCAAUGGGCACCUCUGCCUUGGCCAUGGUGACGGCCCAGGCUUUGCCAAAAUAUCUUCAAUACUGCCAAAAGCAAAACCUAGUUGCUGCUGCAUAUGAAAUCAUUGACAAAUCGGGUGCCUAUAUCGACCUUUUGGCUUUGGAUGGAGAUGGUUCCCACCCCCGAGCUGUUGGACCGACACUGUCUACGGUGCCGGGGUUUCCUGGACGUCAGAACAUUAUCCAGAGAUGUGAGAGUUGGAGGCUUGGCGGUCUGGAGAGGCAUAUUGCUCUCUGGCAUCUCCUGCUACUCCGUGAUCCAGACGGGAUCCUAUGGUGGUUGCAGAUUUGGGACCGGCUCAUUCGACAACGCCCAAUAUUGCUAAUUGCCGGCGACAAUUUGAAGGUCUAUUCAAUCGAGGAUAUGUCCCAGGCACCGCAGUUGCUGGCAUGUUUCUUGUUGCCUUUCCUAGUUGAAGCCGUCAAAUGCUUUCCUUCAAAGGACAAUAUCGCACAUAUUUCACAGACGGGGAUACAACACACAAGUUGGGCCUCAGACCCUAGUGAUCGAGUACUAUCCCUUAUCACAGCCUCUCCUUUGGCCCUUUUUGUCAUUCCCCUAGCACUUUUUCCGAGUUCGACUUCUUCGAAGAAAUGGCAACGGCAAUACCUUGGAAGGAUUGGGGCCCUUUAA